GGGGGGCGGAGGUACGAGUGGUGGCCGCGUCAGCCCAGUGAAUCGAUGGGAUGAUGUGCUGUCCGGUCGCGGCCGAAGGGUGCCGCCGUUGCGCUCGUGCCGCGUGCUGCCGGCGCGGUCAUGAGUGAGGCCGAGGCUGCUGAUGCGGGUCGCGUGAACGGAGUUGGCCGCCACUUCUCGAUGGGGGGAGAGGUGGCGCAGGACGAGCGGCCCGCGCAGAAGCCGCUCCGCAAGACCAAGUCCGUGUCGUUCCACAGUGCAACAUGUUUGAGGAGCGAGCGCAAGGUGUCCAGCGUGCAAGAGUGCCUGCAGCGAAUGGUGGCAGGCAGCACGCUGAUCAAGAUCAGACCCAACCUGCGCCAGUACCACCGCUUCUUCAGCGUCACUGAAGACCUGGCCGCGGUACGCUGGGUCCCCUCGAAGAAGUCCAACAAAGCCCAAGUGCCCAUCGACUCCAUUAAAGAGAUUCGCACUGGCAAGAACACGCCGAUAUUUCGGAACAAGGAGUUCAGUGGGGCUUACUGUGAAGAAUGUGCCUUCUCGAUCAUUUAUGGUGAAGACUACGAGUCCCUCGAUCUGGUGGCCACGUCUCCGGAUGAGGCCAACAUCUGGAUCACCGGGCUGAACGCCCUCAUAGCACCGGACGGCAUGGACGGCAAGGCGGCGGUGCGCGAGCGGUGGCUGGGCGAGAUGUUCGCACGCGCCGCCGGCGACACGCUGGGCCUGCUGGACGAGCGGGCCGCCAUCGAGCUGAUGCGUCGACUGAACUCACAGAUCACUACCGGCAGGAUCAAACAGAAGCUGGCGGCAACCGAACCUCUGCCACCGCCGCUGGAGAUGGCGGCAGAACCUCUGCCACCGCUGCUGGUGAAGGUGGCCGAACCUCUACCACCGCUGCUGGUGAAGGUGGCCGAACCUCUGUCACCGUUGCUAGAGAUGACGGCCGACCUGUCACUGGCGGCAGACAGUAGACAGUAG
Messenger RNA from Pollicipes pollicipes, 978 nucleotides. Its product is annotated as inactive phospholipase C-like protein 2. The coding region runs from base 121 to 978 and encodes 285 amino acids. The record is from RefSeq and is a predicted model, not a curated record. Gene Ontology annotation, biological process: phosphatidylinositol-mediated signaling; phosphatidylinositol metabolic process; gamma-aminobutyric acid signaling pathway. Lineage: Eukaryota; Metazoa; Arthropoda; Thecostraca; Pollicipedomorpha; Pollicipedidae. Gene Ontology annotation, molecular function: phosphatidylinositol-4,5-bisphosphate phospholipase C activity. The transcript has 5 exons.